Haemonchus placei is the source of this 372-nucleotide messenger RNA. The record is from the annotation of a GenBank genome assembly. NCBI's taxonomy places the organism in Eukaryota, Metazoa, Nematoda, Chromadorea, Rhabditida, Trichostrongylidae.
AUGAGACGGACCAAUUCGAAAAAAGUACCGUCCUUCUUUGAUAUGGGAGCUCAGAAAACGCUAAUAACAGAACAAACAGCGAAGGAUCUCGCACUCCCCAAGCAGUCACGAGAAAUAUGUGCCAUGACAGGAAUUGGUGGACACACAGAAAUGUUCCAAAGUAACGUGGUCACGCUUAGAAUACUCACUGCAUACGGCAUGGAAAUUGACAUGAGAGCCCAAACAAAACCGAUAAUCACAAAUGGAUUCGCAUCGGUAAACUUGUCAAAGGAGGACAAACACUUCCUCCAAUUGAACGAACUCUGGUCAUGCAAUCCACGAGUUCAGGGGGAACAUCAAAAUCCCCAUAUUCUUGUUGGACUGGACUACUAA